AGCGACAUAACCCUUAUUAAAGUCGUUGAAUUUAAUUACAAAGUGCGCAAGCGCCUUCAAAUCUAAAUGAGAAAUUUGAUAUGAGGGCAAUGGAGAGGGGCGUUUUUGCAUAUUCACUCGAUCUAAUUAGAUUAGAACUUCUAAUCGUACGCAAUGUUAAAAGAGAAAAAUCAUUUAAAAGCCAUCUGCCGUCUGCUUUCCUAUUGUUUUGGUUAAAGCAACAGCUGUUAAAAUGUUGUUAAAAUCCCAUGCGAAAGCCAGUACAAAGGGCGUAUCUGUUAGGAGUACAAACGGCCUGCCAACGAACGUCCCUUCAACGUCCAAUUGAGUUGAAAGGAAAUCGUUUUAAUAACGACGUUUGUGAACAUCUGUGUGAUACUCGGCAAAUUUAAUAUUGUUUUGCUAAAUGGAUAAAUUGAUAUAAGCUCUGAGCAGUCGGAAGGAUUAAAUCAAACCUGCUCAGCUCUGCUCAUUGAAAUAGCUUAAGACUGAAAAAGCUUUAGUUAUUCAUCAAGACUACGAGAGACAUUGAAGUACUUACCAAGAGCCAGAUUUUGAGAAGAGCUGAGAAUAUGGAGAAUUGGUCAACGAGUCAAGUUUACCAUGGAGCUCCUGGGUUCAAUGCAAUUGUUGGAAACGUAAGCAAUGGUCGACAACUGCCUGAUUACAUACGCCACAGGAUUAUUCAACUAGCAAACUGUGGGGUGCCAUCGUGCGAAAUUUCAAGCAGACUCAUGGUAUCUCAUAGCACAAUAAGUAAAAUCCUUGGCCGCUUUUACGACUCAGGCACCGUUCGCCCAGGUUCUAUCGGAGGAAGUAAACCUAAAGUUGCUACACCAGCUGUGGUCAGCAAAAUUGUUCAGUAUAAACAACAAAAUCCAACAAUCUUCGCUUGGGAAAUACGUGAUCGACUGGUAGAGGAAUCAGUAUGUGACAGAGACAAUGUUCCAAGUGUUAGCUCCAUAAACAGAAUACUUCGCAAUAAAGCUGCCGAGCGUGCUGCGCAGUACGCCAUGUUGGAACGAGAAAGACAACAUCUUACAGGACUCUACAUGCAACAUUGGAGUCCAAUACAAGACGUUGCCAUCGCGUCAUUUCCGUAUCCAGUUUAUCCAAACACUCGAGUUAUUUCUGAAUUACCAACACACACUCCAAUACCAAAAGAAGAAACACACAGUCAGGAUAGACCAAGAUCAAACGAGACCGAACAGGACAUUAAAAAUUCACGGGAAGAACUGGAUUGGCAACCUCGAACACCAUCUUCGCCUGCAGACAGUACAGAACACAUCAUAAAUGAUGAUGAAAACAACGUCUCGUCCUCAGAGACGAUAGACGAUACUUCUAAAUCAGAGUCGACUACCUCAGACAUGCACGUUGAUCAGAAGAGAAAACUUCGUCGCAACAGAACUACAUUCACACAGGAUCAACUUCAGAUUUUGGAAAAAGAGUUUGAAACAUCUCACUAUCCAGAUGUAGCGACUCGUGAAGAGCUAGCAAACAAAAUAGACAUGUCUGAAGCGAGAGUACAGGUUUGGUUCUCUAACAGAAGAGCAAAAUGGCGACGGAAUAAAAACAUGUUGAAUUUACAAGCAAUGCGUCAAUCUUCCGUGUUUGCUGGUUACUGUCAUUUAUGCCAUGAUUAUGAGCUACCAAAUAGACCAUGCUCUAGCGUGCACGUACGAGGUCUUGAACAGCAGUUACCGUACACAACAUCUCGAUUUGAACCAUACAGUAGAUUAGAUGGACAUUAUAGACCACUGCCUGCAUUACAAAAUAAAACCCCGUCUUCUCCGGAGUGCUCAAGAAAUCACUCACGGUAAUUUACCAGUCAAUUGGAUCGUAACGUUUGUAUAAAAUAUAAUCGUGUAUUUAUUGCUAAUUUCU
This is a messenger RNA of Dendronephthya gigantea, 1884 nucleotides long. RefSeq names its product paired box protein Pax-6-like. Gene Ontology annotation, molecular function: DNA-binding transcription factor activity, RNA polymerase II-specific; RNA polymerase II cis-regulatory region sequence-specific DNA binding. Gene Ontology annotation, biological process: regulation of transcription by RNA polymerase II; anatomical structure development. Bases 573 to 1820 code for a protein of 415 amino acids. The record is from RefSeq and is a predicted model, not a curated record. Lineage: Eukaryota; Metazoa; Cnidaria; Anthozoa; Malacalcyonacea; Nephtheidae. The transcript has 5 exons.